Molecule: messenger RNA, 1302 nt
Organism: Macrobrachium nipponense
Lineage: Eukaryota; Metazoa; Arthropoda; Malacostraca; Decapoda; Palaemonidae
Product: small nuclear ribonucleoprotein Sm D3-like
Exons: 2
Coding region: 389-895 (168 amino acids)
Biological process (GO): RNA processing; spliceosomal snRNP assembly
Cellular component (GO): commitment complex; U5 snRNP; NuA4 histone acetyltransferase complex
Molecular function (GO): RNA binding
Source: RefSeq, a predicted model, not a curated record
ACUUAGUGAUCUUACUCGAUUGAACUUACACUAAAAAAAAUCCAUAAUUUUAGUUAUACUCAAUGUAUUAAUAAAUUAAAAUUUAGUUUAAAAAAUAUUUCAUUUGUUAGUGUGGAUUUGUGUAUUUGUUACAGCCGCAGCCCUGCUGCGUCUAAACAACAACGGUUGGUAGUAAACAACAAACGUUGAAGGCUCUCCAACAUUCGUAGGAAUUUAUCGUACGGUACCCGCGUCAUCAGGUUUGUGGAGAGCUUUCAUCCUGAUCCUGCCCCAAAUUGACUUCAGUACUAGUCCCUGAAGGCGACAGAUGGUUCCCAUCCUGAUGUGUCAAUGAAUUCAACCAAAAAAAUUUCAUCUAGGUUAUGCCGAUCUUUAACAAGUCUUGAAGAUGAAGAUGUCAAAGAGUAGUGUGGGCUCUGUUACUGGGAAUGACACAAGAGCUGAGCUGGCUGAAUUGGUGAAGAGACGUGCUGAAAUUGCUGAUAAUUUAGCUUCCCUUGAAAGACAGAUAUAUGCCUUUGAAGGUUCUUAUUUGGAGGACACACAGUUAUAUGGAAAUAUCAUUAGGGGUUGGGAUAGAUAUUUAGUGACCAAUAAGAAUACUAACGCUAAAAAUGAUAAGAGAAACAGAAAAUUCAAAGAAGCCGAGAGACUUUUUAGUAAAUCAUCAAUUACAUCCAUGGCUGCUGUUAGUGGCAUUGUAGAACAGGUGGCUGAUAGGUUGGAAGAUAAUACUGAUACAAAUGAUGUCAACUCGGGCAGUGAAGAUAACUCAAAAGAUUCUGUUAAUCCUGGAGUGAAUGGAGAUUCUUCUCGUGAUGCUGCUUCACUUCACAAAGUUUCGAAGAGCUCCCACAAAAUCAAGAAAAGUAACAAAAAGAAUAGACAUCGAUAACUGUCCCAGCAUAGCUGGGAUUAUAUAAAUUCAUGGUGCUUUGUGUUUAAUGGUUUAGCUCUCAAUAUUAUGAGUCAAAGACUAGUACGUAGUAAUAAAAGGAAAUGGUUCUCUUAUGCAAUAUGAAUGUAGAAAUGUUUUGGUUAUUUUCUGAACAUGUAACUUGCACUUAAACUUGUUUAUUCAGGAUUAAGUAAUUUUUAAUAUUGACCUUAAAGCAAUUGUGUAGUCAAUAAAGUUUAAGUCCCAGUUUAGCGUAUUACUUUGUAAUACAGUAUAUACAUUUGAUUAUAGUACAAAUUAUAAUUUGUGAAUAUAACAUUGUUUUUCUUGUUCCUAAGCUUGUUUUUCUUGUUCCUAAGCUUAACUACCGAGCUGUUCUCUUUUUCCACUGAAAAAGCUUAACU